This is a messenger RNA of Adineta steineri, 2145 nucleotides long. Lineage: Eukaryota; Metazoa; Rotifera; Eurotatoria; Adinetida; Adinetidae. The record is from the annotation of a GenBank genome assembly.
AUGUCUUCUGUUACUUAUGGAAAUGAAGGUGUACCUUCAAAUGAUGAAAUAGCAAAUUCAUCCGGCGCUAUUCUUCAACAUACAUAUCUUAAUCCAAAUGCGAAUGCUGCUUAUGCUGCCGUUGCUGUUGCAGCUGCUGCUGUUUCAUCAGCGUCAUCAACAUCAGUUGUAGGUCCAUAUCAACAUUAUUAUGGUCACCCAUUACCGCCACAACAACUUCUGCAUGUUCAACAAUCUGCAGGAUUCUAUCCCGCACCGGCAACAUUAAAUCAUCAUCAACAUCAUGCAGAUUUUAGUACUUCAUCACCAUCUGUUGCAUCAUCAUCGAGUUCAAUUGAAUCAUCACGUAAACCACCUCAUCGAAAACGAAAUGCGACGGGUUCUGAAAAAAUAUCUGGAGCACUGGCAACAACUAAAGCAGGUGCAAAAAGAAAAAUGCCAAAUGAUGAUGAUCUUGACGAUGACGAUGAUGACGAUGAAGAAAAUAAAUGUUAUUUACGUGGUGCUCCUGUAUCAAAUGUUAUGAUGUCGAAUAAUCAACCACAUGGUGGUGUAGGUGGCGAUGAAGAUAAAGAAAAACAAGCACGCGAAAAUCAUUGUGAAAUUGAACGUCGACGUCGUAUUAAAAUGGCAACAUAUUUUGCUGAAUUAUGCGAUAUGGUUCCAGCAUGUUCAAAUUUAGCUCGUAAACCCGAUAAAUUAACAAUUUUACGUAUGGCUGCACAAUUUAUGAAAAAUCUACGUACAAGUAAUAAUUCAUUAUCAUUAAAUUCUUCACAAAUGACUCAACAAGUUGAUUUACACAAACCAUCCUUUUUAAACGAUCAAGAAUUAAAAUAUUUAAUGGUUGAAUCAUGUGAUGCUUUUCUAUUUGCAUUAAAUUGUGACAAUUUACGUAUUAUAUAUAUAAGUGAUGCAAUUCAACAUAUACUUUCUUAUACAUGUCAAGAUUGGUAUUCACGAUAUUUUUAUGAUUUUGUUCAUCCUGAUGAUGUAGAAAAAGUUCGUGAACAAUUAAAUUUACAACCACAAGAUGGAAGUCCAAAUGGUAGUGGAAAUGGAAGAGUCUUAGAUCUUAAAACUGGCACAGUUAAAAAAGACGGACAUGCUUCAGGUGCUCGAUUAGGCAAUUCAAAACGUUCAUUUAUCUGUCGUUUGCGUGUUGGUUCAGCCAAUGCACUUGAUCAUACAACACAUCAACAUCCAUUUAUAAAUCCAUGUAUAUUACGUCGUCGUCAUCGUACAUCAUUAGGUCCAUCAAUAGACGGUCAUCUUUAUGAAGUAGUACAUAUUAGUGGGUAUAUACGUAAUUUAAAUACUCAUCAUCAUCCAUCAUCACAUCAUGAUAAUCCAUCAUCAUCAUCAAAUGCAAGUAGUCAAAUGGCCUUUAUAGCCAUAGCUCGUAUACAAAAUUCUUGUACACCAAAUGUAAAUGAUUUAACAAAUAGUUCAAUAUCUUCAUUAAAUUCCAUGACAACAGAAUUUACUUGUCGUUGUCAUAGUGAUACAGGUGAAAUAUUAUUUAUUGAUCAACGUUGUACACCAAUAAUUGGUUAUAAAACACAUGAAUUAUUACAUAAAAUAAUUUAUGAUCAAAUACAUCCUGAUGAUCAAAUUAAAUUUCAAGAUUUAUAUAAACGAACAGUUACACAAAAAAAUUUAUCAAAUACAUCAUCAAAUUUAACAAAUAUUAUUGUACGUUUUCGUACAAAUAUUGAUAAUGAAUAUGUAUCAUUAAAAACUUCUACAUAUGCUUUUUGUAAUCCAUGUACAGAUGAAAUUGAAUUUCUUAUUGUUACAUUUCUAUCAAAUCAAACAACAAAUAAAACAUCAGUUAUUGCAAAUUCAAAUGAUUAUAAUCAACAAACAUAUGAAACAUAUGGAAGAAAUACAAGUGCAAUUGUUUCAAAUCCAAUUGCACGUUAUUCAACACAAUCACCAGCAACAUAUAAUAAUCAAGAAGGACAAGAUUAUACAACAGGAAAUGGAACUAAUGAUGGAAGAACAUAUGCAAGUAAUAAUGGUGGAUCAACAUGGGCACCAGCUAAUGAAAAUUGGACAACUGCAAAUACAGCAACAUCUACAAAUACUGAUUAUGGUGAUACAGCUGCAACACUUGCACUUUAUCAUCAAUAUCAUCAGUAG